AUGAAGGUACUUUUAACAGGAGGAAGCGGGUUCAUUGCAUCUCAUUGCCUCGAAGCGUUGCUUAAACAUGGUCACGAGGUGGUAACGACAGUUCGAUCGCCAGCAAAGGGUCAGGCCCUGGUUGACACAUUCAAGGGCCAAAACGUUUCGUAUACAGUUGUUAACGAUAUUGCGGCACUAAACGCAUUUGACGAAGCUGUUAUAUCAGAGCCGCCGUUUGAAGCUGUAGUGCACACCGCGAGCCCCUUUCAUUAUGAGGUGAAGGAUGCUAAGAAGGACAUGCUUGAUCCAGCUAUUCUUGGAACCACUGGCAUUCUCGAGUCCAUUCGGAAAUCCGCGAAAGCAGUCAAGAAAGUUGUCAUCACAUCCUCAUUUGCUGCCAUCUUGAACCCCUCUUCUCCGCCCAAAGUAUAUAAUGAGACCAUUUGGAACGAGAUGACCAUGGACGAGGCCCUGACCACAGAUGAUCCGCAGGCCGUCUAUAGGGCGAGCAAAACGUUCGCUGAACGGGCAGCAUGGGAGUUUGUAGCGCGGGAAAAGCCCAACUUUACACUGACCGUGCUGAAUCCCCCAAUGGUUUAUGGCCCAGUCCGCCAUGCGCUGUCAUCGCUGGAAGACCUCAAUACAUCCAGCAAACGGAUCUUAAACUUGAUACUCGGAAGACCCCGUGGCAUGGUGUCAUCACCCAUAUAUGUCGAUGUUCGGGAUCUUGCAGAGGCACAUGCGCUCGCCAUUACAAUUCCUGAGGCCGCGGGUCAACGAAUCCUCGUGACAGCGGGUCUAGCGACCGAAGGAUUAAUGGGAGACAUAGUCCGAAGAACUUUCCCGGGAUAUGCCCAAAACCUGAGCCCUGACCUCAGUAAUACUCUUCCUGCAUACGAGAUUGACAGCAGCAAGUCCAUCCGAUUGUUGAAGAUCAAGUAUCGGGACGUGGAGGAUACCGUAGUGGACACAGUGAAGAGUCUGCAAGCUUUAGGUGCUUAG
Exophiala aquamarina CBS 119918 is the source of this 984-nucleotide messenger RNA. RefSeq names its product dihydroflavonol-4-reductase. The transcript has 2 exons. The coding region runs from base 1 to 984 and encodes 327 amino acids. The record is from RefSeq and is a predicted model, not a curated record. Lineage: Eukaryota; Fungi; Ascomycota; Eurotiomycetes; Chaetothyriales; Herpotrichiellaceae. Gene Ontology annotation, molecular function: oxidoreductase activity, acting on the CH-OH group of donors, NAD or NADP as acceptor.